This is a messenger RNA of Spodoptera littoralis (African cotton leafworm), 4312 nucleotides long. The record is from the annotation of a GenBank genome assembly. NCBI's taxonomy places the organism in Eukaryota, Metazoa, Arthropoda, Insecta, Lepidoptera, Noctuidae.
GAAUAGUUUACGAUUUAAUUAGUUAAUGUGUAAUUAGUGUUUAGUUUUAAGGCUUCAAAAUGUUAGAUCAGCGAUAUUCAGAUAAUGAAGUGUCGAGACGAGACAUUCCUUCGUUUAUCGAGCCUAGGCCUCCGUUGAUACAGAAUCCGUUUAUGCGCCCGAGGCCUCAAAAGGGAACAAAUUUACUGGAGUUAUUUGAGGAAGAUUCAGAGAUUGAAGAGCCAGAGUUGGUGCAGGUGUACUUGAGAUUGAAGCCGUGUAGAGUUCCAAAUACUUUGUACGAUGUUCGGUCAGAUAAAUGUCUGGUUACUUCGCUGGACACUGCUACCGCGGGGCACGGGCGCCGCACCCAGCACAAUGUUUCCAAAAUGUACACAUUCUCCAAAAUCUUUGGCGCAGAAUGUAGUCAGAGGGAAAUAUUUGAAGCAGUUGUGAAAGAAAAUCUCCGUAAACUACCAGAGGGUCAAAAUUUUACUCUACUCACUUAUGGGGCAUCAGGGUCAGGCAAGACAUACACAUUGAUGGGCACAGUGGGAGCCCCGGGCCUGGUGCCUCGCUCCCUGGAGUAUGUGUUCCGACUGGUGGACGCUGCGCAGCAACCUGCCUUCAGACCUGCUGAGAGUGGAGCUGAGAAGCUAGGUCAUAAUGAACAGGAUUAUGAAUUACAGUGGGUGAAGCGCCUCCGGCACGUAUCCGCGCCGCUCCGCGACAAGUACCGCCGCAUGAGUGCACAACUGCACAGUGACCUCACUGCCAGCUCUAUAGACCUCUCCAACAGGAUCCGACACUAUGUUUGGGUAUCGUUUGUGGAGAUCUACAAUGAAGCAGUAUAUGACUUACUGGCACCGCCUGAGAAGAGGACUAAGUUAAGAAUAAGAGAAGACACCUCUGGAAAUGUUUAUGUCAAGGGUGCUACUCAAGCCUUCGUCCGUUCAGGUGAGGAGGCGUACGACGUGAUGGUGGCCGGCAAACACAACCUCGUGGUCGCGGCCACCGGGGUACACGCGCACUCCUCGCGCUCCCACUGCAUCUUUACCAUCACCAUGCUCACGGAGACAUCGGAAGGUGUCCGUACCUCGUACGUGCGGCUGUGCGACCUGGCGGGCUGCGAGCGCGCGCGCGCGACGCGCAACACGGGCGCGCGCAUGCUGGAGUCGCGCGCCAUCAACUCCUCGCUGCAUGUACUCGAGCGCUGUCUGCACAUGCUGCGGAGGAAGCAGAGGACGGGACACGAAGCUAUGGUGCCCUACAGAGAAUCGAAACUGACCCGUCUACUAGGCACGGGUCUAUCAGGCGCGCGAGGCGAGGCAGUCAGUAUGGUGGUCACGCUCAACCCCUCGCCUGAAUACGCACAUGAAACUAAACACGUCCUCAGUUUGGCAGCUGUCGCUCAAGAUAUACAGAUAAACAACACAAUGUUAACAACAACCUUGGAGAGCAGUACCGCACAGGACACCACAAUCGGGUCCAGUGCUGAAGUCAUGAAGCUUCGCGCAGACAACGAGAGACUGCACUUUGAACUUGUACAAGCUCAAGCCCGCAAUAAAGAGCUGCUGGCAGCUAUGGAGGAGAAACAGCAGGAGUCUGCGAAUACCAUGCGGGAACUAGUAGAGGAAGCCAAGGAUAUGACCAAGCAGUAUUAUGAAGCGCAACUCGAAGCUUUACGUUGUGAGAUGGAAGAUAUGAUAGAAGAAUACGAAAGCAGACUAGCGAAGGUGCCGGCACCGCCCAAAAGUGACGCUGGUACUCCGUCACGAUUCCUGCAAAAUAAAGUCUCACAACUGAUGACAGAAAUAGCUGUGCUAGAGGAGAAAUUAACAGCUGAACGACUCGCGAGGGCGAGAGCUGAGAAAGAAGUGGAACAUCUUCGUACUUGUAUUGAAGAGAGAGAUGAAAAAGCAUUUAAAGAUACAACUCCACCACAAGAAGACGUGAUGUCUCUCUCAGAGAGCGAACAGGACGAAUCAGACGAAGAAACCAACGAUCCAUUUAACGAGAGCCUCGAACCUAUCUUCAAAAAAGAACUAAACAGAUCAAUUUCUAUCGUAUUACAAAAUGAGAAACGAGACAAUGGUAGCAUUCAUACUAUAGAAAAUAUUGACGAGGAAUGCGACAGUGAUCUCGAAGAAUCACAUGAAACACUACAAAAUGAUGAAGAUUCUAAAAACUCUACAUAUCCUGCAGGUGAAGAUGAAGAAUCUAGUAAUAAAGAAAUAACUACUGACAGUCUAGAAGAAAGUAAAGCUAACGAAUCAAAUGCAACAUAUCAUGAUGAUAAAGGUGUUCUAAAAGUAAAUGAUGAAGAACUUAUUACAAGCAAUCAGUGCCAGGAUGUUGAUGAUAGCCUUAAAAACGAUGUAAACAUGACAUAUGGUAGUGUAACUACUUAUGACAAGGAGAAUGAAUGUCUAACUGAUCCGAGAAUAGAAGAUGAUGAAAUACAGUUUAAAAAUGAGAGCAUUAAGAGUAUAAAAGCAGAUUUGAGAGGGACAUACUUUGUUAAUGAUAGUAAAAUUAUUGAGAAAUCAGUAGAAAAUAAACAAAAUUCGUUCAGGGGGACUUAUUUCGUGGAAGAUCCUGUCACAGAUGUGUCGAAGAUUAGUGAAACUAAACAAGAUGAUGUAACUGAAAGUAAUGAAAAUAUCCCCAAUGAACUUAGCACUGAGGUGUUUAAAAUACCUAUUGUUAGAGAAAAAUCAGAUCUUGACAUCAAAUGUUCAGAAAAUGUAAGCAAAACUACCUCUCCCGAAAUUAAUGAUAAGAAAGAUGAUGUGAACACAGAUGAAAAGGUACCAGAAUUGCCAGUUGGUAAAAUACUAAGAGGAAAGACUCAUAUCGACAUGAAAGCUCCAGACAAAACGGAACCGGUUAGUAGCCUUAUAAGAGCAAAAACCAACAUAAAUAUGAAGGCUACAGAAAAAGUCUCAGAUACAUUAGUUGGGAAAAUCAUCAGAUCUUUCAAAACUCAUCAGGGCAGUGAUGCUUCACUAAGGCAAUUUGAACAACUAGAGCAAGCUUCAAAGGACUGCCAGGAUAAUAAUGAUGAUGAUGAGUCGAACAAAAACUAUUACAUAUUUGGAGAUAUCAAAAUCCUGAAAGAAAAACGAACAUAUUUCGACAAUGUAUCAGACAAGAGCAAUAAUGCUACAAAUAAAGAUAAAAAAGCAAAAGAACCCACUGUAGUUAAAGAAAAGCGCACUUAUUUUGAUAAUAUCAGUGCCAACGUCGAUGUCUCUAAUAAGAAAAUAAACAAUUUGAUCAAAUAUGAUGAGGACAGGUCGCCAUCUAUUGUCAAAGACGCUGCUGCCGCUGACUUCGAACCUAGCACGAUCAAAAAACUUCUAGGCGAGAGUUUUACAAAGUCAGACGUUAUUUCAUCCGUACAUAAAACGAGGUUGACGAAGAAACAUAACUCUGUUGACAUAUUCGAUGGAUUCGAUUCGCCAAUCACACAAAAGCCUAAAGAAUGCCAGCCCGAUGAUAAUGUUGAAAUUGCAAGGAAAUCUAUCGAGAAACUCGUACUGAAUCAGUUAUCUGCUAAGAAAGGAACAAAAAUUGAUGUGGAACCUAGAUUAUCUAUCAGAGAAAUAAUUGAACCUGAGGAUGAAGAAGAGGCUAAGUUAGAGCCAGCAACAUCCACUGAUGAACCUAAUCAGACAUUUAACGAUAUACUAGCUAAAGGAGAUAAUACAAUAGAUGAAGCUAAACCAGAUAAUACAAUCGAAGAAUUCGAAAACAUCUACAAAGAUAUCACGGCUCCCAGAGCCACAGAAUUCGAAUUACUCGUAUCAGAAGUAAACAACGAAAACAAUGAUAAACAUGACAAAGACGAAACUAAAUACAAUUUACGAAAGAAACAAUCUAAAGCUGAUGACCCUAAAAUAGAUAAAGGCAAAGAAGAAGAAGUAAUAUUGGCAGAAAGUCAAGCUAAAUGCGAAAGCAAAGCUCGUAAGAGGAAUCUCAGAUUACGAAGACGGAAGAACCAGGAUGACGAGUCUGAUGACAAAUUAAAAGAUAUAGUGAACUUACAGAGUGAAUUCUCUGACGUCACUCUUGACGUCCCUGCUCCCAAAAAAGAUGUUAACGAUAUACCGUCACCAGAAAAGGGCACGGAAGAAAAUCUGCCACCUUUAUUAGGAAUACAGAGUUGUCCAUCUAAAAGCGUCACUCGGAGUCGUCGCAAACUGUUCACUCCCCGGGCGGAACCUCUGGAAGAGUCCCUCAGUCAAACUGGAGACAGUAACGAACGCAUUUAUGUACCACGACCUUCAUACCACCGUCCACGAGCCCGCCGUAAACUGUGAAAUAGACG